Cajanus cajan (pigeon pea) is the source of this 7062-nucleotide messenger RNA. Its product is annotated as protein TIC236, chloroplastic. Gene Ontology annotation, cellular component: plasma membrane. Gene Ontology annotation, biological process: protein secretion. Lineage: Eukaryota; Viridiplantae; Streptophyta; Magnoliopsida; Fabales; Fabaceae. The record is from RefSeq and is a predicted model, not a curated record.
UCCUCGUGUCUGUCCCAAAGCAUACACACUCACACACUCACACUCGAGCUUCAUCUUCUUCACUCCGCAAUCCAGAAUCACGAUCCCACACUCACUCGAUACACCAAACGGAACCACAUUGAUUACUACCUUCCUCACUUGCCAAUCUUUAUGUUCCAAUGCGCUUCUGAAUCGUUAAGGAACCGAGAAUAACAGCUUCUCGGUUCCUGGUCCCUCCUCUGUCGCAGGUUCAUGAGAGAAGGAGACGAUGGAUGCUUCGUUUUUCGGUAUUAAGCUCCGUGCUUCUUUGGAAGGUAACAACACUAUCAAAACGGCUUUCCCGAGAAGCAGAAGUUGCACUGUUUCUGCAAAACAUGGUUGUUACCCAUUAAGGCAAGCUUUUAGAUUUUAUGGAAAAAAUGUAGACUUGUUGAGGAAACACAAUAUUGGUGCAAGUGGGUCGAGGUUGAAGUGUUUCAAGGAAAAGGAACCACAACCACCCUUUUCUCUCAGUGUGAGUUAUUUCAUCAAAAUGUGGAAAGAGGGGCUUCUUUUGAUGAGGGCCUCUGUGUACUCUGUUGUUAUCUCUGGUGUGUGUCUGUUGGUUUGGUUUGGAAGGAACAAAGCCAAGGGUUUUGUUGAAACUAAUCUUCUGCCUUCAGUUUGUUCAGCGAUCAGUGAGUAUGUUCAGCGUGAUGUUCGCUUUGGCAAGGUUGUAAGAAUCUCGCCCUUGAGUGUAACGUUGGAGUCAUGUUCAUUUGGGCCACAUGAAGAGGAAUUUUCUUGUGGUGAGGCUCCCACUGUGAAGGUUCGUUUUCGCCCUCUUGCGAGUCUGUGGAGGGGGAAGUUUGUGUUUGAUGCAGUUUUGUCGCAUCCGUGUGUAUUGGUAGUUCAGAAGAAGGACUAUAGUUGGUUAGGGAUACCGUCGUUUCAAGGGUGCAAUCAGAGGUGCAUGUCAAGUGAAGAAAGACUUGAUCAUCGCACUAGAGUGAGGAGGGUUGCGCGAGAGGCGGCGGCGGCUAAACAUGUGAGAGAAAGGGAUGAUGCAGCUAGGGAAGCUGCAGAGAUUGGUUACUUUGUUUCUGAGAAGAAUUGUGGUCCAUCCAAGGGUGAUGAUGGUUCAAAGGAAAUUGCAAGUCAUUCUUUGAGAGGAACAAAUUCUAACUCAUUUUUCUGCACGAAUGAGGGGAAACAUGGUCACCGUUGUGUGGAAACAGGUGUUGAUUAUGAUAUGAAACAUGCUGACUUGGAGAAGUCAUUUGGAGGGAAUUUCCCUGCAAAAGGACUUAAGUUCUGGUCCAGAGUCAUAAAAGGGCAUAGAAAACAAAGAUUUAAGAGGAAGGCUAAAAGGAGCGACAUCAGUGCAUCUGGUGUUGCUCUCAGAAAAAGAAUUCUUGAACGCAGUGGAUUUGCAGCAAAUGCAUACUUUCGCAGUCAAUCACAUGGGAAGUUUGAGCAGCCUUCGUCAUCUUCUGGAUGUUUUCAUUCUAGAGAUCAAGAUAUUCAUUCGGUAAAAAGUGAUGUUGACAAAAAUGAUGUACCUGUUGCCAGUGGUGAUGAUAAUGGGAAUGAUGAUAACCAAAAUGAAACAGAAUUAGAUCUGGGAAUCAGGUCUCCUACGCUAAAUGAAAAUAUUAAUGGUCAUUCAAAUGCUUUAAAAAUUUUCAGUGAUCUGCCUUCACAGACAAGGGAGAAUAAAAAUGAAAAUUUACAAUCUAGUGAGGAUGUUGUAGAACAUGCCAAUGCUAAUAGUAGUACAGAGAAAAAGGAGGAAUUGGGACUUCAUGUUGCACAAAGUCCAGCUGAUGUUAGUGCAACUGGGGACCAAAGAGAUUUGGUUUCUGUGAAGCCUAGGCAUCAAUUGGUAACAUAUUUUCAAGUUCAGUUUGAGGCCUUGAUUACAAAAUUUACCUUAACCUCGUUUUUUAGAAACAUUGAGGGGUUGACAUCUUUCUUCCUUUCUGGCCCCGUUGAAAAGUUGAAGUCUGAAAUGGGUCUGAAAGUUAAAGAUAUUGUUGCAGAAAAUGUAGAUGGGGUGGAUGUUCUGCAGUCUGAAGGCCCAACUAAGAUUCUUCCAGUUACAUUGGAUUCUGUUCAUUUUAGAGGUGCAACUGUGAUGUUACUUGCAUAUGGUGACAGGGAAGUUAGGGUAGUGGAGAAUGCCAAUGGCCAUGUGAAGUUUCAUAAUCACUACAACCGUAUAAAUGUAAAAAUGAGUGGAAAUUGUAAGACUUGGAGGUCAGAUGAUAUAUAUGAAGGUGAUGGCUGGUUGUCUGUGAAUGUUUUUGUUGACACUGUUGAGCAGAAAUGGCAUGCUAAUUUGAAAAUUGACCAUCUUUUUGUCCCGCUGUUUGAAAGGAUCCUAGACAUUCCAAUUACAUGGUCUAAAGGGAGGGCCAGUGGUGAGGUCCAUUUGUGCAUGUUAAAUGGUGAAUCUUUUCCUAAUCUUCAUGGACAGCUUGACGUAACAGGGUUGAACUUCCAACUGUCAGAUGCUCCAUCGUGUUUUUCUAACAUAUCUGGAAAUUUAUGUUUUCGUGGUCAAACAAUAGUUUUACACAAUGCAAGUGGCUGGUUUGGCAGCAUUCCUCUAGAAGCAUCAGGAGAUUUUGGCAUUAAUCCUGAGGAAGGAGAAUUUCAUCUUCUGUGUCAGGUUCCGAGUGUUGAAGUGAAUGCUUUGAUGAGAACUUUCAAUAUGAGAUCUCUCUUGUUUCCACUAGCAGGAUCAAUAACUUCCCUGUUUAAUUGUCAAGGCCCACUGCAUACUCCUAUAUUUGUGGGAACUGGAAUGGUUUCUAGGUCAUUCUCUUCUUUGAAAGCUGAUUCUCCUACAACUGUAGCAUCUGAAGCACUUGCUAAAAGUAAGGAGGCUGGAGCAUUGGCAGCAUUUGACCGCGUACCUUUAUCGCACGUAUCUGCCAAUUUCACUUUCAACACUGAUAACUGUAUUGCUGAUUUGUAUGGAAUUAGGGCGAGCCUUGUGGAUGGUGGUGAAAUUCGAGGGUCUGGGACUGUAUGGAUAUGCUCAGAGGCUGAGGAUGAUGAGACAGCAAUAGAUGCAAGCUUCUCUGGAAGUUUGGCCUUUGAAAAAAUUAUGUGUCACUAUAUUCCCAGUUAUCAUCGUUUGAUGCCACUCAAAUUUGGAGUUUUAAAUAAAAACACAAAACUUUCCGGAUCUCUUUUUAGACCGAGGUUUGAUAUAAAAUGGACUGCACGGACAGAAGAAGGGUCUUUUACUGAUGCUAGAGGAGAUAUCAUAAUCUCACAUGAUUUCAUUACGGUUAAUUGCGCUUCAGCUGAAUUUGAUUUGUAUACGAAAGUUCAAACAUCUUAUUCUGAUGAUUUUUCUCUUAAAAGAGUAGAGUUUUAUGCACCGAGAGCCAUUACAUUUACUGUUGAUGGAGUUGAGUUUGAUUUGCACAUGCGUGAAUUUGAAUUCUUUAGUUUGGUUACUACUUAUACAUUCGAUUUUCCAAGACCUUUGGUUUUGAAAGCAACUGGAAGAAUCAAGUUUCAGGGAAAGGUUUUAAAACCUAGUACCACUACUAUUGAGCAAAAUUUUGACAAGAACAAGCAGCAUGUUCAAAUGUUGGAGAAAGGAGGUGUAGAUAGUCUUGUUGGCAAGGUUUCAAUCUCUGGUCUCAAACUGAAUCAAUUGAUGCUCGCUCCUCAAUUGUCUGGGUUGUUGAGCGUUUCUCCUGAGUGUAUCAAGUUGAAUGCCUCUGGUAGGUCUGAUGAAAGUCUUGUGAUGAAUUUUGUGGGGCCACUACAGCUUAGUGGUGAAACUGGUAUGAAAAGUGGACAAGUGUUGUCCAUUUCCCUUCAGAAGGGGAAGUUGAGGGCUAAUGUGAAUUUUCAACCAGGUCAUUCAACAACUAGCUUGGAGGUAUGGCAUUUUCCAAUUGAUGAACUGGAGCUUGCUUCCCUCAGGGGAACUAUACAGAGAGCAGAAAUCCAGCAUAAUCUUCAAAAAAGAAGAGGACAUGGAAUCUUAUCUGUACUUCGGCCAAAGUUCAGUGGAGUGCUUGGUGAAGUCCUUGAUGUGGCUGCUAGGUGGAGUGGAGAUGUUAUCACUAUUGAGAAAACUGUUUUGGAACAAAGCCACAGUUAUUAUGAAAUUCAAGGUGAAUAUGUACUACCUGGCACCCGAGAUCAUAACCCUAUUGGCAUGAAAGGGGAUGAAUUUUUAAAAAGAUUCUUGUCUGGGCAUCUUGGUAGUGUUAUAUCCUCAAUGGGCAGGUGGAGAAUGAAACUUGAAGUUCGCAGAGCUGAGGUUGCUGAGAUGCUUCCUCUUGCAAGGCUUCUUUCUCGAAGUAUGGAUCCUGCUGUCCUUUCAAGAUCGAAGGAUUUUUUUAUUCAAAGUUUGCAGUCAAAGGGAUUAUAUUCUUCGAGCACCCAACAACUGCUUGAGUUAAUAAGGGGGCAUCAUGUUCCGUCAAAUGAUGUUCUUGAAGAUUUGAGCCUUCCUGGUUUACUUGAACUUAAAGGUCACUGGCAUGGCUCUCUCAAUGCCAGUGGUGGAGGGAAUGGAGACACCCUGGCAGAAUUUGACUUACAUGGGGAGGAUUGGGAGUUGGGGGAACACAAAACUCAGCGUAUCUUGGCACUUGGUACUUGUAGUAAUGAUGAUGGUCUGCACCUGAAGAAGUUUUUUAUCCAGAAGGAUAAUGCCACAAUUCAUGCUGAUGGAACUUUGUUAGGACCUAAAACCAACCUUCAUUUUUCUGUCCUAAAUUUUCCUGUUGGUCUGAUCCCAACAGUAGUUCAGAUCAUCAACUCUACAGCAACGGAUGUUGUUCAUUAUAUGCGGCAAUUGUUAGCACCCAUUAGGGGGAUCUUGCAUAUGGAAGGAGAUCUUAGAGGAAGUUUAGAAAAACCAGAAUGUAAUGCUCAAAUAAGGCUCCUUGAUUGUGCCAUUGGUGGAAUUGUUCUUGAACGAGCAGAAGUUGCUGCCUCUCUAACCUCAACUAGUCGUUUUCUAUUCAAUGCGAAAUUCGAACCUUUUAUCCAGCAUGGUCAUGUACUAAUUCAAGGAGCUAUUCCAGUUACUUCUUUUCGAAGUAACAUGUUACAGCGAGAUGUAGAAUUAGAUGAGAGUUGGGCUACUUGGGUUCCUGAAUGGGUGAAAAAGAACAAAGGGACCACCAAUGAUUCUAGAGACAAAAAAGUUUAUAGACACAGAAAUAAAGAAGGUUGGAAUACUCAAUUAGCGGAGAGCCUUAAAGGUUUAAAUUGGCAAAUUUUAGAUGUUAGAGAAGUCAGGGUUGAUGUUGACAUAAAAGAUGGGGGAAUGAUGCUGGUAACAGCUUUAUUUCCUUAUGCCAAGUGGCUUCAUGGCAAUGCUGAUAUCAUGCUCGAGGUCCGAGGUACAGUUGAUCAACCACUUCUUAAUGGAUAUGCAUCAUUCCAUAGAGCCUCUAUAUCCUCACCUGUGUUCCGAAAUCCACUGACCAACUUUGGUGGAACUGUGCACAUGAAAUCAAACAGGUUAUCCAUUGCUUCACUGGAAAGUAGGCUAGGCAGAAAAGGAAAGCUGCUUGUUAAAGGGAACCUUCCUCUCAGAACUAAGGAAGUAGACCUCAGUGACAAGAUUGAAUUUAAGUGUGAAGUUCUAGAAGUGCAGGCAAAAAAUAUUUUAAGUGGCCAAGUCAACUCCCAGGUGCAAAUAACUAGUUCCGUAUUGCAACCUAACAUUUCCGGAAAUAUUAAACUUAGUCAUGGAGAAGUAUAUUUGCCGCAUAAUAAGGGUGGUGCUUCUUCUAAUAGAUUCCCAUCAUAUCAGUCUGCACUUCCUGAUGAAUCAUUUGCUUCAAGAUAUAUUUCACAGUAUUUUGGCUCAGAAUCGGCAUCUCUGAUGACCAAAAUUUCCCAAUCCUCUGGCUCUGUCAAUGAGUCAAUUCAAGUGGAAAAGGAUAUGGAGGAAGCGCAGAUAAAACCAAAUAUUGGAAUCUGCCUUAGUGAUUUGAAGCUUGUGCUUGGACCAGAGUUGAAGAUAGUUUAUCCUUGGAUUCUUAAUUUUGCUGUUAGUGGAGAGCUUGAGUUGAAUGGUCUUGCCCAUCCCAAAUGUAUAAAACCUAGAGGCAUACUAGCAUUUGAGAAUGGCGAAGUUGAUCUAGUUGCAACCCAGGUGAGGUUAAAGCGGGAGCAUCUCAAUAUUGCAAGGUUUGAGCCUGACUAUGGACUGGAUCCAAUGCUUGAUUUAACCUUGGUUGGAUUUGAGAGGCAAUAUCGAAUUCAACGUCGAGCUAGCAAUUGGCAGGACUUCGUAGAACAGGAUACAUUGUCACCAAUUGAGGUUGCCAGAAGACUUGAUAGUCAGUUAGCAGAAUCCAUUUUGGAAAGCAAUGGUCAACUUGCAUUUGAAAAGCUUGCAACUGCUACUCUUGAAAAACUAAUGCCACGAAUAGAAGGGAAGGGAGAGUUUGGCCAGGCUAGGUGGAAGGUGGUGUACGCUCCUCAGAUUCCUAGUUUGGUUUCAGCUGGUGCUAUAGUAGAUCCUUUCACGUUACUUGCUGCCAAUUUGUCAUUUGGUACAGACGUCGAAGUCCAGCUUGGGAAACGUCUUCAGGCAAGAAUUGUUAGGCAAAUGAAGGAGUCACAGAUGGCAAUGGAAUGGGCCUUGACCUAUCAACUUACAAAUCGUUUGCAUCUGUGCCUGAAGUAUGGCUCAUCCAAAUGCAUACUUUUUGAAUAUUCUGCUACAUCCCAGGAUUAACUAACAUCUUCACCUUCCUUAGGAAAACUAAUUUUACCUUGGUCAAUGCAGCUUAAACACAUUCCCAUUAUCUUACCUCAUGUUUUUUUAUCAAAGGGAGGGAAUUUUGGGUGUACUUCUUGUAUAUGUAGAAAUAGUGAAGAUGCAUAUUAUUCUUUUGCUCAGAUUGAGCUUGUUAAUAGGGUAUAUGCUAAACUCAUUAAUGCCCCCUCCUUUGUAUUGUAUACAACUUCAACAUCAAUGAGAAAAAAAAAAAGUAUAGCACAAUUAGAGUGGAGGAUUCAAUGUAAGAGGGGUUUGUUUCACCCGGCCUCUGAAGUCAGAACCAUCGAACCCUCUUGUUAGAGAUGCAAUAAUACAAGUAUAAG